AUGGCGAGCGAAAUUGCCGCCUUCGAAAAUGACAUCAAAGAGUACAGACUCCAACUUGAGACCAUCCAACUUGGUUUACAGAGCGACCCGGAUAACACUGAGCUACAGACACUGAAAGCCGAGAUCGAAGACGCAAUCGCUCUACUCGAGUCCGAGAUCGCCAAUUUACGACCUGCGCCCGUAGCGUCCAAGCAAAGUCCCACCACAUUCAAGGAGAAAUGGUCGCGCGAGAAUCAUCCAGCGUAUCAAGCCGGCUACAAGAAGCCCGAGGCUGAAGUCGAAGACACACAGACACCCGCAGCCUUCUCCGUAAACGAUACAGUGACGGCGCGAUGGCGAUCAGGGGACGGCGGUUUCUACACUGCGCGAAUACAGUCAAUCACCGGCUCCAAAAACGACCCAGUCUACAUCGUCAAAUUCCCCAAAUACGGCACAGUCGAGACACUGAAAUCGCGGGAUAUCAAACCGCUGUCAGUGGAAGCGAAGAAGCGGAAGGCAGAUGGCAUGUCGGGCUCCUCGACGCCUACACAGGCUCCGGUGGCCAACACAAGCGUCAUUUCUGCCGCUGCGAGCGUAGACCCAACGCUCGCGCAACAGGCCAAGAAAGAGCCCAGCAAGGUGAGCGACGGCCCCGCCAGACCUGCCAAGAUUCCAAAGAAGGUCAAAGCAAACAAAGAGCUCGAGGCGGGCAAGGGCAAGUGGCAAGACUUUGUUGCCAAGGGCAAAGGCGGCAAGAUGGCUAAGAAGGACAGCAUGUUCCGCACUGGCGAGAGUUUUACUGCUCGAGUGGGAUUUACCGGUUCUGGUCAUGAAAUGCGCAAAGAUGUCACCAGAGCUCGACACAUCUACGACAAGAGCGACACGCUUGACGGAGACGGUCGCUGA
Cyphellophora attinorum is the source of this 885-nucleotide messenger RNA. Its product is annotated as Splicing factor spf30. The transcript is spliced from 2 exons. Gene Ontology annotation, molecular function: DNA-binding transcription factor activity. Gene Ontology annotation, biological process: negative regulation of DNA-templated transcription. The coding region runs from base 1 to 885 and encodes 294 amino acids. The record is from RefSeq and is a predicted model, not a curated record. Lineage: Eukaryota; Fungi; Ascomycota; Eurotiomycetes; Chaetothyriales; Cyphellophoraceae.